This is a messenger RNA of Microplitis mediator, 2466 nucleotides long. It is a transcript of the gene Oda, whose product is annotated as ornithine decarboxylase antizyme 1. Gene Ontology annotation, molecular function: ornithine decarboxylase inhibitor activity. The record is from RefSeq and is a predicted model, not a curated record. Gene Ontology annotation, biological process: positive regulation of protein catabolic process. NCBI's taxonomy places the organism in Eukaryota, Metazoa, Arthropoda, Insecta, Hymenoptera, Braconidae. Gene Ontology annotation, cellular component: cytoplasm; nucleus.
GAUUCGAUUAAAAGUAUGGAGGAUAGUUUAGAAGAGAACAAUGGACAGCAGCAAUAUUAUUCCAUAACGCUGGGAGUGGGGCCUCUGUGGUGGUCCGAUGCGCCCCAUGCCGCAUUGUCUGUAUCUGCAGUCAACACAGAGAGCCGCGGUGUGGGGAUUAAGCAGAGUCAGCUCUCUGUGAGCUCACACAUUGUAUCAGAGGAAGAAUUGUUGAAAGCGGUAAAAAGAAACGAGUCACUUCGCCUCGCCUUUACUCUACAUUUGACAGAAACAACUUCUGUAGAAUGGGAAACAAUAAUCUGGCGUGGAACACUUUAUAUCCGGGUUCCAAGUUGUCUUCUACCAGAGGGUUCGAAAGAGGGAUUCGUUUCUCUUCUUGAAUACGCUGAAGAAACACUAAAUUGCAAAAAUGUUGUCAUUUGUCUACGUAAAGAUCGUACGGAUCGAGCAAUGCUGGUUCGUACCUUCAUGUUCUUGGGCUUUACAGUUUUGCCACCAAACCAUUCACUAGUACCACCAAAUUGCGAUCCGGGUAAUCUUUACAUGCUUUACACAGUCGACGAGUAAUUACCUUAAGUACUUUCUCAAGUUUAUUGUCACCAUUAAAUCAUAAUUUAAAAUUACAAUAUUCCUAAUCAAGAUAUAAACUUUAGUCGAUAAUUGCAACCAAUAAACUUGAGAAAAUAUUUAUUCUCGUCAGCAAGCAUUUGUGUUAAUUAAAAAAAUUAGAAAAUUGGUAAACAAAUGACAACUAAUUAAGUAAAUUAAAGUAAAGGGUUUAUAGUUAUAAAUGUAGUAAAACUUAUAUAAGUAUAACAAGUUUUAACAAUUCUUCUCGAUGAUACAUGAAAAAUGUGAUUUGUUAAAUCAAGCUCACAGAAACAUCAUUAUUAUUAUUAAAUCUCACACUAAAAUGGCUUAAGCGAUUCCAAAGGUGCCUCUUGUGACUUACUUAAUCAUCCGCCACCACGACGCCAAGAUAUCACGCGCCAAUAAUAAUAAUUACAGCUAUUUAUUUAUUGUUUAUUAAUGGUAAAUCUCAUUAUUAAUUUCGUGGCAUAUUGGGACACUCCUUCAAUUUAUUUAUAACUUUUAUUUUACCUCACAAAAUUUUUUUCAUCUCCGGGCAGAUUUAAAUUAUAAUUUUAUAUCACAGUAAUAUAUUCGACCGCGUACAUAAAUGUUAUAUAUGUGACACAAGUUUUUUUUAUUAUAUAUGUGACAUAUAGUUUUUAUGUGUGACACAUAUGUUACAUAUAUGGCAUAUAUGUUACAUGUGUUUCAUAUAUGUGACGCAUAUAUCACAUGUGACAUGUCUGACAUGUUAAGUAUGUGACAUAUAUGUUUUAUGUGUGAAACAUUUUAAAUAUGUGACAUAUAUGUUAUAUGUGUGGCAUAUAUGUGUGACACAACAAAUGUGACAUAUCUGACAUAUAUUGAGUAUGUGACAUAUAUGUUAUAUGUGUGACACAUAUAACAAAUGUGACAUAUCUGACAUGUUGAGUAUGUGACAUAUAUGUUAUAUGUGUGAAACAUUUUAUAUAUGUGACAUAUAUGUUCUAUGUGUGAAAUAUUUUAUAUGUGACAUAUAUGUUAUAUGUGUGACACAUAUAACAAAUGUGACAUAUCUGACAUGUUGAGUAUGUGACAUAUAUGUUAUAUGUGUGAAACAUUUUAUAUAUGUGACAUAUAUGUUAUAUGUGUGACACAUAACAAAUGUGACAUCUGACAUAUGUUGAGUAUGUGACAUAUAUGUUCUAUGUGUGAAAUAUUUUAUAUGUGACAUAUAUGUUAUAUGUGUGGCAUAUAUGUGUGACACAUAUAACAAAUGUGACAUAUCUGACAUGUUGAGUAUGUGACAUAUAUGUUAUAUGUGUGACACAUAACAAAUGUGACAUAUCUGACAUAUGUUUAGUAUGUGACAUAUAUGUUCUAUGUGUGAAAUAUUUUAUGUAUGUGACAUAUAUGUUCUAUGUGUGAAAUAUUUUACAUAUGUGACAUAUCUGACGUAUGUUGAGUAUGUGACAUAUAUGUUCUAUGUGUGAAAUAUUUUAUAUAUGUGACAUAUAUGUUAUAUGUGUGAAACAUAUGUUAUAAAUGUUACAUAUGUUAAAUAUGUGACGUAUAUUAUUAAUGUGACAUUCGUUUAGUAUGUGGCAUAAAUUUUAUAUGUGAAAUAUGUUAUAUAUGUAACACAUUAUAUAUGUUACCCUAUUUAAUAUCGACGUCUAAAAUAUCAGUUUCCUGUAAUUUUGUUGCGAAUAUUUUGUCCCCAGAUAAAAAUUAAAAUUAAUUAAUUAAUUACUUGCUUUUAGUGAAUCCCAAUAAAUUAAUUACUGAGAAUUAGCAUUAAUAAAGGCGGUUUCUGUGUUGACUCAUGCAGAUACUUGAAGUAAUGAUAAAAAAUAUGAUAUAUAUAUGAUAAAAAAUUUUAAAAAAUCUAAAAAAAAAUUACAAAAAAAAAUU